Messenger RNA from Lobosporangium transversale, 1899 nucleotides. RefSeq lists its product as hypothetical. The transcript is spliced from 2 exons. Bases 1 to 1899 code for a protein of 632 amino acids. Gene Ontology annotation, molecular function: carbohydrate binding; hydrolase activity, hydrolyzing O-glycosyl compounds. The record is from RefSeq and is a predicted model, not a curated record. Gene Ontology annotation, biological process: carbohydrate metabolic process. Gene Ontology annotation, cellular component: extracellular region. NCBI's taxonomy places the organism in Eukaryota, Fungi, Mortierellomycota, Mortierellomycetes, Mortierellales, Mortierellaceae.
AUGCGUUUAACAUCUGCUAUUUUCACCAUUGCUUCGGCUUUGGUCAUGGCAUGCUCGCAGGUCGAGGCUGCCCCCGUCGUUGCUGGCUACCUUCUUCUCAACCCCACUAACGGUCCUGCUAAGCUCAAGGCCCUUGCUGACAACGCCGCCAAAUUGCCCAUUAACCGUAUCUUCCUUUCCUUUGCUCGCCCCGGUAUGGUCUACGUCCCAGGUUCCAACACCCUUGAACAUGUCGGCUUGAACUAUGCCAACACACCUGACUAUGGUUUCGCUGAUCUCAAGGAUAAAGUUACUAAGCUCCAGGCCGGCGGCGUUGAGGUUUUCCUUUCUGUCGGAGGAUGGAACUAUGGAUGCUUCCCUUACGUCUACACCUACUACUCCGUUGGAGGUUAUGGAACCAGCACCCCUAACUACUAUAAGAUCAAGGAGCACGGAGGAACGCUUGCUGGAUGCACUGAAGCCAACAUGUGGUGCUACACCUGCGAACCCAAGAGCGAGAAUACAGUCUUGGCUGACUUCGACAUCUUCCCUGAGCCCUCAAACUCCUCCACCUGGCAGGAGGCUCAAAAGUAUGUCAUUGCUCAAGCUGGUGGCGAGGCUCCUGUCUUCCAUCCCGAGAUGAUCCCUGGACACUCCUGGACUGACCCUAUUACUAAGAUCACUAACUUGGUCCCCGGUAGCGAUUACUUUGUCAAGACUAACCGUGAUCCUUACCAGGAUCUAGUUUACUUGGGCAAGGAUCUCGGCCUUGCUGGUGUUGAUAUUGAUUACGAAGAGAUGUGGCAUGCUGAUUUCUACAAGAAGGGUGCCUCGACCGGCCCAUGGACUUCUCACCAGACUGUCUACAAGUACGCUGCUAUCAUGCGUGAUGUCCAGAUCAACAUCCAGGCCAUCCAGCCCUCGAUGAUGCUCGCCACUGCAGCUUCUGCUGCUGGAGGGCUUUCAACCAACUGGUGGGGAGGCAACCUUAAGAAUAUCUGGUACAACGUCAACAAGUGGUACCCCGAGGUCUACAGCUUCAUGGCUACCGGCAAGAACGGAGGCGGCGUCAACGUCAUGACUUACGAUUUGUCCAACAACCAAGAAUACCACGAAUGCCCUGACACUGGUGUCUGCAGCUUGAGCCAACAGGUCAACUACUACAUGAAGUCAUAUGCUGAUAAUGGUAUGAUCGCUCACGUCGGUUACGAGAUCGGUAUCCCUGCCUACCCUGCUUCUGAUCACGAUCCCACUCACCAGCUGCCCUUGACUCAAUCCGAGUUGAGCAGCAUCCUUGCUGUCCAGGGCUCCAAGGGAGGUUUCUUCUGGGAGUUGUACAAGAAAGCCGGAAGCACCAAUAAUGUUGAUGCUACCAGCGCUGCUCAACAGAUUUGCAAGGCUGCUCUUGGCGCCAAUACCCCUCGUUGCUCCGGUGUCAUCCCUCAGAUCGACGGAACUAGUCCCUCCACUACCACUGCUUCUUCCACUGUUACAUCCACCUCUUCUGCCCCCGUCACCUCUACCACCUUGCCUUCGAACACCUGCAGUGUUGCCGCUUGGUCUGCCACUGCUACCUACAACGCCAACGCUCAGGUGUCAUACAAUGGUCGCUUGUACACUGCCAAGUGGUGGUCUCAAAACAACAUCCCCACUGCUGGUGGUCCUUGGGUUGACAAUGGCCCAUGUGGCUCCUCUACUGCUAACCCUACCACCGCUCCUACUGCCACCGCUACCCCUGGUGGGUGCUCUGGUGUUAGCGCUUUCUCUGCUUCGACUGCCUACACUAGUGGCUCCAAGGUCUCCUACAACGGCUUUGUCUACACUGCCCAGUGGUGGACCCAGGGAGAGACUCCUGGCUCUUCUGCCGUCUGGGUCAAGGGCGCUGCUUGCUCCGCCACUCUUCGCCGCCGCUUGUACUAA